AUGGAAAGCGGUUUCUCCUUGGCGCGGAGAGAAGAAGAAGAAGAAGAUUACAAAAAUGAGAAAGCUACAGGGAUGAUGAAGAAAGUGAGCUACAUGGCUGCUCCAAUGGUGGCAGUUUAUAUUUCUCAGUAUCUCCUUCAAGUUAUCUCCAUGGUUAUGGCUGGUCACUUGGACGAGCUCUCUCUCUCCAGCGUCGCUAUUGCCACUUCUCUUACCAACGUCACUGGCUUCAGCUUCCUUGUUGGGUUUUCAGGUGCGUUAGAGACAUUAUGUGGUCAAGCUUUUGGAGCAGAGCAAUACAGAAAGAUUGGCUCAUACACUUACAGCUCGAUGAUAUGUCUUGUCUUGAUUUGUUUCCCAGUCUCUCUUCUUUGGGUUUACAUGGACAAAGUGUUGGAGCUUUUCCACCAAGAUCCUCUCAUCUCUGAGUUAGCUUGUAGAUACUCCAUCUGGCUCAUACCGGCUUUAUUUGGAUGCGCUCUUCUUCAACCUAUGACUCGCUAUUUCCAGUCACAAGGAUUGGUUCUUCCUCUCUUCUGGAGCUCUUUUGGAACUCUCUGUUUUCACAUUCUCUUUUGUUGGCUUCUUGUCUAUAAACUUAGAUUUGGAAUUGUCGGCGCCGCUUUGUCCAUAGGCUUUUCGCUUUGGUUAAACGUAGCUUUUCUCUGGGGGUUUAUGAGAAACUCUGCUCUGUAUCGCGAUACUAGGAAUCUUCCAACGCAAGAAAUCUUCUCGAGCAUGAAGCAGUUCAUUUCUCUUGCAAUUCCCACUGCAAUGAUGACUUGCUUGGAGUGGUGGUCAUUUGAGCUCUUGUUACUAUUGUCUGGACUCUUACCCAACUCAAAACUCGAAACAUCGGUGAUGUCCAUAUGCCUCACAACUUCACUUCUACAUUAUGUUUUCGUGGAUGCAAUAGGUGCAGCCGCAAGCACACAUGUCUCAAACGAGCUAGGAGCUGGAAAACCAAAGAUAGCUCGAGCAGCUGCAAAUGCUGCACUUUACCUUGGUGCUUUUGAUGCUUCAUUAGUAAGCAUCACUCUUUACAUCUAUCGAAAAACUUGGGCGUAUAUCUUUAGCAAUGAGGAAGAAGUCGCUCAAUAUGCAACAAAAAUCACACCGAUUCUCUGCCUAUCACUUUUUGUCUGCAGCUUUACCUCCGUGCUCUCAGGGAUUGCUAGAGGAGUAGGGUGGCAAAGUAUAGCAGGAUAUGCAAGCAUAGGAUCAUAUUAUCUAGUUGGUAUACCGGUUGGUUCAGUCUUAUGUUUUGUUGCGAAAUUGAGAGGGAGAGGACUUUGGAUUGGUAUUUUGAUAGGCUGCUUUUUCCAAACGAUGGUUCUUGCUUUUGUCACAUUUUUCACCAAUUGGGAGCAAGAGGCAACGAAGGCGAGAGAUAGAGUAUUGGAGAUGACACCAAUAGGAAACCAAGAAACAGAAAUCAUACAAGAGGAUGAGCAAGUUUUACUUAGCGAUAUUUCGGAAAAUGUGUAA
Molecule: messenger RNA, 1488 nt
Organism: Eruca vesicaria subsp. sativa (arugula)
Lineage: Eukaryota; Viridiplantae; Streptophyta; Magnoliopsida; Brassicales; Brassicaceae
Source: the annotation of a GenBank genome assembly